AUGAGCUACAAUCAUUUAUUCAAAAUCGUUGUCGUUGGGGACCAUAAUUGUGGAAAAUCAUGUAUCCUCCUCCGAUUCGCCGAAAACACCUUCCGGGUCGACCACAUCAGCACGCUAGGCGUCGAUUUCAAGUUGAAGACGAUAAAGCUGGGCAGGGAUCGGAUACGAUUAGAAUUGUGGGAUACAGCUGGGAUGGAAAGGUAUCGGACCAUCUACAACUCCUACUAUCAUUCGGCGCACGGCGUCAUGUGCGUCUACGAUCUUACAAAUGAAAAGAGCUUUGAGAAUUUGGAAAAUUAUUGGAUUAAGGAAAUUCAACGACACGCCCCUCAAAAUGCGGUCCUAAUGCUCGUUGGAAAUAAAGCAGAUUUGGAGGAAGAGCGAAAGGUGGACUUUGAACGAGCAGAGAGGCUAGCUUCAAAACUAGGAGUAUCAUUAUACGAAGUCUCUGCAAAAACGGGAAUUAAUUGCGAAGAAGCUUUUGUAACGCUGGCCGGUGCGAUGAGGGAACGGGUGAUAUUGGCAGCAAAUGCCGCUUCAGAUGAAUCUGAUGAUGCCGAAACGUACAGCAGUGCAUUUCAUAUCGAUGGAGUUGUUGGUAAUGAUAAAAAGCAAUCAAGCCUCCCGUCUUGUUGCCAAUCGGCGCCAAAGCCCGAAUUUGUU
This is a messenger RNA of Mesorhabditis spiculigera, 663 nucleotides long. The record is from the annotation of a GenBank genome assembly. NCBI's taxonomy places the organism in Eukaryota, Metazoa, Nematoda, Chromadorea, Rhabditida, Rhabditidae.